This is a messenger RNA of Suhomyces tanzawaensis NRRL Y-17324, 474 nucleotides long. RefSeq names its product signal recognition particle subunit. Lineage: Eukaryota; Fungi; Ascomycota; Pichiomycetes; Serinales; Debaryomycetaceae. The transcript has a single exon. Gene Ontology annotation, cellular component: signal recognition particle, endoplasmic reticulum targeting. The record is from RefSeq and is a predicted model, not a curated record. The coding region runs from base 1 to 474 and encodes 157 amino acids. Gene Ontology annotation, biological process: SRP-dependent cotranslational protein targeting to membrane.
AUGCCCAGAGUAAAGAGCCUCGAUACGUUCAUCGAGUCGGCAUCGGCGUUGUUGGCCGCAUAUCCUUCAUCCACCACGUUGUCGGUGACAUACACCAACGUCCACAAGAAGCAGCAACAAGGCAAGGUGUCCAAAGACUCCAAGUCUAACAAGGCCACUCAUUCCGUCAGCACCAAGUUGUUCGAGCCCAGCUCGGGCAAAUGCAUCAAAUACACCACCUACAAGAUAAAGGAGUUGUCCAGAAUCCUCACAUUCAUCGGCCCCAAGGGAGUCAAUGUGAUAACCCAGACUAAGACCAACGAGGGGGAGGAAGAAACCGUACAUAAGGUAGGAUUGGCCAGCAUAAUGAGCAACACCAAGUUUGAGGAUGUCCCAGAAGAGGAGCCUGUUAAGGAAGAGGUCAAGGAGAAGGCUCCAGUGGUGGAGCCAUCUGCGUCGAAGAAGAAGAGCAAGAAGAAGAAGGGCAAGAAGUAA